UCGUGUGCUAUAGUGGAGUUACUGGAUGACACAGAUCACACAGAUCUUGUAGGUCGAGACAAUACACAAUUGAACAUAAAGACCCAGUAUUUGAGGAAGUUGCUUAUUUACAUUCAGCAGGCUGUUUUUAAGGAAAAUAGGCAUUUGCAGUGCGUUGCUGUUAUUUGUCUUCACAACUUGCUGACACGAUACUUGAAGCCACAGGUAUUGAAAACAGGCCACAGUCUGGUAGAACAGCCAUGGAAUAGAUUCAUGCUGACCACACUGCUGGAAACCUUUGAAGCAAGAAAGACUCCAACCUGUGUGUUAGCAAUUGUUAACUUGCUGGUCAGCCGUGUUGGUGGAGAGUUAGUCAAAGUAAAACAGCUUGAAAACAUAGUGACAGCAUUUUUGAAAGGAGACUUGAACCAGGACAGUUGGUGGAACGAUGUUGUUAUAUUUCUUCACUAUGUGUGUCAUAAUCAUAUAUUAGAUUCCAACCUUGAGAAGAAAGUUAUCAACAAGCUUGAAGAGAAUCACCAAUAUACUGACCAAUGUAGACAAAGUGAUGAUACCAAGAAAAUAUCAAAGAUGUAUGCAAUAUUUGACAGAUCUAUAAAUGCCUAAAUGGAUUCUUAUUUUGUCUGAUCUACUGAUCUACAAAAACUACAAACUACCAAGGUGGAAAAGUGGGCAUGAUGUUAUAAUAUGUUGUUAUAUUCAUUUUGAUAAAGUCUAUCUUAUCAAUAAUUCCAAUGUUUUACUAAAUAUAUAGAUAAUAUGUGAUCUGAAAUGGAUUUAUAUGUAAUCAACUAAAAAAAAACUUGCUGUGAUAGGGAAGAAUUACACAUAGACUAGUUGUUAACACAAUUAUUGUACCUUAUAGAUAUGAGUGAAUUUGAAAAAGAAAACAGUAAAUGUUAUUAUGUCAAAGAAAACUUAC
Lingula anatina is the source of this 922-nucleotide messenger RNA. Its product is annotated as meiosis inhibitor protein 1-like. Gene Ontology annotation, biological process: meiosis I. Lineage: Eukaryota; Metazoa; Brachiopoda; Lingulata; Lingulida; Lingulidae. The record is from RefSeq and is a predicted model, not a curated record.